AUGAAGACCGAAUUCAAGUUUUCAAACUUGCUCGGCACCGUCUACUGCCAGGGCAACCUGCUCUUCAGCCCAGAUGGCACCCACCUCUAUUCGCCCGUCGGCAACCGGGUGACGGUCUUUAACCUGGUAGAGAACAAGUCAUAUACACUCCCCUUCGCCCACCGCACAAACAUCUCGAGAAUAGGACUCACGCCCCGCGGCAACAUUCUCUUUACCGUCGAUGAGGCAGGCCAGGCCAUCCUGACCAACCUGUUUCGCCGGAUACCCGUUUACUACUUUCGCUUUUCGUCGCCCGUCACGGCGCUCGCCUUUUCCCCUUCUGGGAAGCACUUUGCUGUCGGGCUGGGCCGCAAGAUCGAGGUGUGGCGCGUGCCCUUGACGCCCGACUUGACUGCCGAUGGCGAGCUCGACUUUGCGCCGUUUGUGCGGCAUCACACGCACAUGGGGCACUUUGAUACCAUCCAACACAUUGAGUGGUCGAGCGACUCCCGAUUCUUCCUGACCGCCUCCAAGGAUCUCACAGUGAGGAUAUGGAGCCUGGACCGCGAAGAUGGCUUCACGCCGACGGUGCUCUCGGGCCACAAACAGGCCGUCGUGGGCGCAUGGUUCUCCGAAGACCAAGAAACCAUCUACACCGUGAGUAAGGAUGGCGCCGUCUUCGACUGGUGCUACGUCAAGCCCAUCAAUCGUGUCCUCGAGGGCGAACAGGCGCACGAUGAUGGCGACGACCAAGACUUGCGGUGGCGCAUUGUUCAGAGGCAUUACUUUAUGCAGGGAAGCGCGCACGUGAAAUGCGCGACAUUUCAUCCCGAGACCAACCUCUUGGUCGCCGGCUUCUCAAACGGCAUCUUUGGCCUAUACGAGAUGCCUGACCUGAACAAUAUCCAUAAGCUCAGCAUCUCGCAGAAGGGCAUUGAUCAUGUCACCAUCAACAAGAGCGGGGAGUGGCUGGCCUUUGGAGCCUCGAAGCUAGGCCAGCUCCUGGUGUGGGAGUGGCAGUCAGAGUCUUACAUACUCAAGCAACAGGGCCAUUUCGACGCCAUGAACUCGCUCGUCUACUCGCCCGACGGCCAGCGCAUCGUGACGACGGCCGACGAUGGGAAGAUUAAAGUCUGGGAUACAGAGUCGGGGUUCUGCAUCGUCACUUUUACCGAGCACACGAGCGGAGUCACGGCUUGCGAGUUUGCGAAAAAGGGCAACGUUCUCUUCACCGCCAGCCUGGACGGCUCCGUGCGAGCGUGGGAUCUCAUCCGGUAUCGAAACUUCCGCACCUUUACGGCGCCGACCCGGCUGUCGUUUUCCUGCAUGGCGGUGGACCCCAGUGGCGAGGUGGUGGCCGCCGGGUCUCUGGAUUCCUUCGACAUCCACAUCUGGUCCGUCCAGACGGGCCAACUGCUCGACCAGCUGUCCGGCCACGAGGGCCCUGUCUCUGCCCUGGCGUUUGCGCCAAACGGGACGUCUCUGCUGACGUUUUGGUCUCUGGCCGACGCCGAGCAAGUAGCGGGGCUUGACGGACGCCGCGACGUGUCGGGCGGACGGCAUUUCUCGGAUCGCAGGACCGCGGCCAACGUUGCGGGGACCAAGGCCUUCAGCUGCAUUCGCUACAGCAUGGAUGGGAGCUGCCUCCUUGCCGGCGGCAACAGCAAAUACAUAUGCCUGUACUCGGUGACGACCAUGGUUCUGCUCAAGAAGUUCACCGUCAGCAUGAACCUCUCCCUUUCGGGGACGCGUGAGUUCCUCAACAGCAAGCAUCUGACAGAGGCCGGGCCCAUAGCGGAGCUAGACGACCAAGGCGAGGCGUCGGACCGCGAGGAUCGCAUCGACAGCAGCUUGCCGGGGUCGAAGCGGGGCGGAGACCCGUCGGCGAGGAAGAAGCUGCCGGCGGUCCGGGUCACCAGCCUCGGCUUCUCCCCUUCUGGGACGGCCUUUUGCGCCGCCUCGACAGAGGGGCUCCUCAUCUACAGCGUGGACGCGAGUCUGCAGUUUGAUCCAUUCGAUCUGAACAUGGAGAUUACGCCGGCGUCGACGUUGGCCGUGUUGGAGACGGAGGGCGACCAUCUCAAGGCGCUGGUAAUGGCAUUUAGGCUCAACGAGGCUGGCCUGAUCAAACGCGUGUUCCUGGCCGUCCCGCCGGGGGACAUUUCGCUCGUGGUUGGCGGCUUGCCGACGGUGUACGUGUCGCGGCUGUUGCGCUUCGUGGCGCAGCAGACGGAGGAGUCGCCGCACAUGGAGUUUUGUCUCUUGUGGAUCAAGGCGCUCGUGGACAAGCACGGCGCGUGGCUGAUGGCCAACAGGGCCAAGGUGGACGUGGAGCUGCGGGCGGUUGCGCGGGCGGUGUCGAAGACGAGGGACGAGAUCCGGAGGCUGGCCAACGAGAACGUGUACAUGGUGGACUAUCUACUGGGGCAGGCUGGGCAGUCGGCGCAGAAGGGGGCCGGCGGGCUUAUGAAAUCCGGAGACGAGCCACAGACGGCGAGAUGGGAGCUUAAGGGGAACACAGGGUCUGGCGGAGAUUCGGACAACGGUGACGAUGAGUGGAUUGGACUAGACUAG
Messenger RNA from Hirsutella rhossiliensis, 2553 nucleotides. RefSeq names its product dip2/Utp12 family domain-containing protein. The transcript is spliced from 4 exons. Gene Ontology annotation, molecular function: protein binding. Gene Ontology annotation, biological process: ribosomal small subunit assembly; maturation of SSU-rRNA from tricistronic rRNA transcript (SSU-rRNA, 5.8S rRNA, LSU-rRNA). The record is from RefSeq and is a predicted model, not a curated record. The coding region runs from base 1 to 2553 and encodes 850 amino acids. Gene Ontology annotation, cellular component: Pwp2p-containing subcomplex of 90S preribosome; small-subunit processome. NCBI's taxonomy places the organism in Eukaryota, Fungi, Ascomycota, Sordariomycetes, Hypocreales, Ophiocordycipitaceae.